Cyprinodon variegatus (sheepshead minnow) is the source of this 1298-nucleotide messenger RNA. It is a transcript of the gene sar1a, whose product is annotated as secretion associated, Ras related GTPase 1A. Gene Ontology annotation, biological process: endoplasmic reticulum to Golgi vesicle-mediated transport; membrane organization; vesicle organization. Gene Ontology annotation, cellular component: endoplasmic reticulum exit site; COPII vesicle coat. Gene Ontology annotation, molecular function: GTP binding; GTPase activity. The transcript is spliced from 6 exons. Bases 11 to 607 code for a protein of 198 amino acids. The record is from RefSeq and is a predicted model, not a curated record. Lineage: Eukaryota; Metazoa; Chordata; Actinopteri; Cyprinodontiformes; Cyprinodontidae.
AUCCUUCAGGAUGUCGUUUUUAUUUGACUGGAUCUACAGAGGGCUUAGCAGUGUUUUACAGUUCUUGGGUUUGUACAGAAAGUCUGGGAAGCUGGUUUUCCUGGGUCUAGAUAACGCUGGUAAAACGACACUCCUGCACAUGUUGAAAGAUGACAGACUUGGCCAACAUGUACCAACAUUGCAUCCAACCUCAGAGGAGCUGACAAUUGGUGGAAUGACAUUUACCACAUUUGAUUUAGGAGGACAUGUACAAGCUCGCAGAGUUUGGAAGAACUACCUGCCAGCUGUGAAUGGGAUUGUUUUUCUUGUUGAUGCUGCUGAUCAUGAAAGACUCGCAGAAUCAAAGACUGAACUCGAUGCUCUCCUUUCAGAUGAAACCAUAGCUGGUGUACCAGUAUUGGUGCUGGGUAAUAAAAUCGACCGCCCAGAGGCCGUCAGUGAAGGAGCACUGAGAGGAGCUUUUGGUUUAGAUGGCCAGGUGACCGGAAAGGGAAACCUCUCUGUGAAUGACCAGAGCGUUCGCCCGCUGGAGAUAUUCAUGUGCAGCGUUUUGAAGAAACAAGGCUACGGGGAAGGCUUUAGAUGGCUAUCACAAUACAUUGACUGAGAGGAUAAGUUAAGAAAAUCUAAAGAUUAUCAACCAAUGAAAAUUAUAAUCUUGGAAAGAAAAAAACGUGUUAAACAUUUCAAUUUUUCUAUGCAAACAAAAACUGCUUUAAUAAUGUGAGAAAGUUGCACGGCGUGUUAAGUACUUAAUUAGAAUACAUAAACCAUCUGUAGGAUUGUAGAUUUAUAUUCUGCUGACUUGGAUUAUUUGUUUAACGCAUCAGCUGCUUGAUUUAUAAAUGUAUUAGUGAGUGAAUGACGACACACAAGGACUCGUUUAGGGUAGCUUAAAGCUUGUCUGAUUUCUGACAGAUAUGGCUGGGAUUUAGAUUAGAUUUUUUACAAGUUCUACUGCAAAUAAGGAAAGACAGGAUUAAUUUUGAUCUGAUGAUGCGCAGCCGCUACCUCCAAAGCACAAAGCCAAAUAUGUAUGCUAAUUUCUUGGGGAUUAACAGAGAGAUGGAUUGGAUUCCAACAAGAUUUCUUUUUUCUUACUGAGCACCAAACCAGAAUAACACUAAAUCCCCUCAACAAACCAGAUAUGAGGGUGAACAAACAGAAGCACUAUUGGAGGAUUCAAAUUAAAAAGCUUAUCAAUGAGAAUCCUUUCAUUUAUUUAUUUAUUUUUAUUUAUUUAUUUAGGCUUCCACAGUUACAAGUUGAUUACUACUAACACUUAAAUACAUAUAUCA